CAGCUGUAAAGAUUCUGUCUGUUAGAAGUUUAAUAUAUAUAUAAAAACUAUAAGGUGUUUUGAGCAAAAAGGGCAAAUUUUAAGGGAGGAAAUGAAAUUUUCCUCGAAUGGUUGGCAUCCGAGAAGCCCGCGUAAGAAAAGCCCAAAGGCCCAGGUCCUGUCGCGUCUACAGAUGGUAACUUGUGCUUGAGUUUUUGCUGUCGAACGCUUAGUCGACACGUCGCCAUGGCACUCUCCGCGCGCCACCUUAUCCGAUGCCCUCCGCCGCCGGCGAUUUCUCUCAGAACGGAGCGGGCUCCUCUUGUUUGCUCGAUCCGCUGCGUCGCCUCGAGAUCUCAGGACUCUGGAGAAGGUGGGAAUCGAAGGCGGGUUUGGCGGCGCCGGCGAUUGGUACAGUUAACUUUCUUUCUAGUUUUCCUUCGCCGUUCAAGAAGCAGCAAUUUUUCUCUUUUCCAUAUCUGCCUUUAACUGAUCUGAUGACGAAGAAUGACGACAAGUUGCAGUAUCAGACGGAUCGUGUCCCCUUUCUCGAAGAACAAGUGAGGAAGAUAAGAGAAAAUGGGAAGAUAAUAUCUAUGGACAUUGAGAAGCUUUUGCUUAGAGAAGACAAUAAGUUCGAUUUUGUGAACGAGGUGGCUGCAGAGGCAACAUCUUACAUUGAGGCGAACAGAGAUGAGUAUGGAUUCAAGAAACCGAUAUUGCAUGCGCUCAGUAACCGCAUGAAGGAAGCAGGAUUCGACCGGCCAGAAGCCUACAUGGAAACCGACCCCUACAAGCCUGACCCCUCGUAUUUGAGAGACUUGGAAAUUUAGUAUGUGGUCGUUGCCGGCGUCCUGUUUGUCGAUGUAGCAUGUAUUGUUUCCAUUUAGAUGCUUGAAUAUUUAGCUCGACUGUUGUUCGAUGUAGGCAUUUCAUAACUCGAUUGUUUUUGCAAGGCUUUGUAGUCAAUUAGUUCAUGUAUGAGUUUUACAGCUCCCUCAAACUUUUGAAACCUUGCAAUCUUUGGCAGUAUUGAGCCUAAAGAGUGGACUUGCUACCUUGUUUUA
This is a messenger RNA of Zingiber officinale, 1046 nucleotides long. Its product is annotated as protein PLASTID TRANSCRIPTIONALLY ACTIVE 7-like. Gene Ontology annotation, cellular component: plastid-encoded plastid RNA polymerase complex. Lineage: Eukaryota; Viridiplantae; Streptophyta; Magnoliopsida; Zingiberales; Zingiberaceae. Bases 255 to 812 code for a protein of 185 amino acids. Gene Ontology annotation, biological process: plastid transcription. The transcript has 4 exons. The record is from RefSeq and is a predicted model, not a curated record.